AUGCAUACACCAAGAGUGCGACCUGGUCGUGCUCCCACCCCAGGACCCUCCAUCUUAUCACCCUCCGCGGGGACCUCCGCAACACAACAGCUAACCGCGAUAAAAUUUGACCAUCGUAACGAGCUCAGGGGAUUCCUCAACCACUCAACGCACAGAGUCAUGUACGAGCAAAAAAUAUACCCCACCGCACUGCAUCUCCUCGAAGCCCUAAAAUUCAAGCACCAACACCCAGAUCUCGCAGAGCGAAUACGAAAGUGUAAAGAUGUCAACGAAGUAUACACCCUGUCUGCUGGUAUGCAAGAACAUGUACGCUCGGACUGGGGGAAUGUAUUUCUGAAGGUGACGGAAGAAGUACUCUAUCAUAAAUUCAAGCAACAUCCAGAUCUGCGCAGUCUACUCCUAAAUACAGGUAUUGCAGAUCUUGUAUAUGCAGACGCCCACACAUAUUGGGGUGAGGGACCUCUGGGCGACGGUGCCAAUGAACUUGGAAAAGCCCUGGUACGCGUCAGGGAUAAACUACGCGCGGAGGGAUACGGUAUAUAG
Serpula lacrymans var. lacrymans S7.9 is the source of this 543-nucleotide messenger RNA. RefSeq lists its product as uncharacterized. The coding region runs from base 1 to 543 and encodes 180 amino acids. The transcript has 2 exons. Lineage: Eukaryota; Fungi; Basidiomycota; Agaricomycetes; Boletales; Serpulaceae. The record is from RefSeq and is a predicted model, not a curated record.